This is a messenger RNA of Oppia nitens, 1879 nucleotides long. RefSeq lists its product as uncharacterized. The record is from RefSeq and is a predicted model, not a curated record. Gene Ontology annotation, biological process: positive regulation of proteasomal ubiquitin-dependent protein catabolic process; ubiquitin-dependent protein catabolic process; protein polyubiquitination. Gene Ontology annotation, cellular component: cytoplasm; ubiquitin ligase complex. Lineage: Eukaryota; Metazoa; Arthropoda; Arachnida; Sarcoptiformes; Oppiidae. Bases 44 to 1879 code for a protein of 611 amino acids. Gene Ontology annotation, molecular function: ubiquitin protein ligase activity; zinc ion binding; ubiquitin conjugating enzyme binding. The transcript has 5 exons.
AAUAUUUAAGCGGGGUCAUAAUAAUAAUCGGUUAAUCACACUAAUGGGACAGCCACAGUCAAAGUCAUCAAAACAAAAACAUGCAAUUAAUGCUAUGUUAUCAAUAGUUAUUGAUGAUGACAAUCAUAAUGAAUACCCUAAUAAUAAUAAUAAUAAUAAUAAUAAUAAUAAUACCACCAUUGAUGACAAUGAUAAUGAUGACCCACAGGUGCGAGAGGCCAUUAGGCUAAGCAAACUAGAAGAGGAGGAACGCCUAAAAAUAAUUAAACUACAGGAGCUCCGGGAAAGCCUAAAAUGGGAUCUACGCGAGUCACUGGCCACUAUAAUACUAGGCCAAGAUUUGUCACAGCAAAAAUUAUGGGAUAUGAAAACAUUGUUGUUAAACUAUGAACUAUCAAGUGGACAGUCGAUAUAUCCGGGCUAUCAAAUCAAACACAUCCGAAACAGUACGGUCAACGACAUAUCCAAACUGAUCAUAUGUGUAAUUCGAGGACUGGGAGGUCAGGUAUCGAUGAAAGUUGUGGCCACAUAUUUUGCCGAACAUUUAGUACGGAUUUGGAUGAAAUUUCAGUUUAAAAAACAGCUAAUACUCUACGAUCCAACUGUCCAUCGACUGGAUCCGGAAGCUCAGAUGAAUAAGGAGUCGUCGGCACUCAACGAUACAUUGGUAUGCGUUCAUAUCAAUGAUAACGGCAACGGUUUGUGGUCUUCGGUUAGCAUUUCUAUGUACGGCUCCGAUGAAUACAUGGAAUCCCUACGGCUGUUGACGGCAUCGACAUUAUUAGACUAUCGGCCAAGUUUUGAACAGUCAUAUCGGACUACUGAAUCGGACAUAGCCUACGAUGAACUAAUUUCAAGGGCAGUCACACUUGAUGAGUGUGCUCACGAACUUCACAUACAGGCCCUAUCCCUAGCAUUGCAACGGCCUAUCUAUUUGUAUAGUGGUUCGUUUGGAUCACUAGUUGAACGUACCUAUGAUCGGACAUAUUGCCAAACUUAUGAUCAGCUCCGGGAGUCGUAUGAGUCUGACUUUGUUUACGAUCAUAUGAGAUUUUUGGCCGACGGUAAUCGUGAGGAUGAAAUACCGGUGCUGUUGUAUUAUAACGGUUCGGAUCGUUACAGUCCAGUACUGCCUAAGCGUGUGGGUGUGCGACCGUUGAGACCGUACACCGAAAUGAUGAAACCCAUGUUUAAUAGGAAAGUUGUACUACACUGUAAACUAUGUUUGGAUGAUAUACCCAAAGAUAAGUGUCAACAGUUUACCGGAUGUCGGCACCAGUUUUGUACGGUUUGUUUGGCCCAGUAUUUCGAUAGUCAGAUAACUGAUGGUAGGGUACAUCAUAUCAAAUGUCCCGAUGACCAGUGCACCGGUAGUAGUGGUAGUGGUGAGGCAUCCUAUGAAUUGGUAUGCAAACUGUUGAGCCGUAAAUCGCUGGUCAGAUAUCAUAAACUAUUGUUGAAAAAAACUGUGGAUGUUAUGGACGAUAUGGCCUAUUGUCCCAAAUGUAACGACUCGGUUGAGAUCGAUAACAGUAGACGCUAUGGCUAUUGUCUGGAUUGCGAUUACGCGUUUUGCACGAGUUGUCAUCGCAAAUAUCAUGGCCAACAGCGCACGUGCACUGAGGCACUGGAAGAUCAGGUCAACCGCGCGGUCGAAAAUCGCGAAUCAGUGGACUAUAUUCGUACGCAUUUCAAACAGUGUCCCAAAUGUCAGAUAUGGUGUGAGAAAAUUGAUGGUUGCAAUCAUAUGCAAUGUAAAAUGUGCAUGAUACAUUUUUGUUGGCUAUGUUUGAUGGAUAUUACCGACAAUGAGGAAAUACAAAUUGGACACUGGUCAGCUAAUUGUAGACUAUUUGAUUAUGAUAAUAUUGUUGGUUAA